Epinephelus moara (kelp grouper) is the source of this 3860-nucleotide messenger RNA. It is a transcript of the gene zyg11, whose product is annotated as zyg-11 family member, cell cycle regulator. Lineage: Eukaryota; Metazoa; Chordata; Actinopteri; Perciformes; Serranidae. The coding region runs from base 436 to 2670 and encodes 744 amino acids. The transcript is spliced from 18 exons. Gene Ontology annotation, cellular component: Cul2-RING ubiquitin ligase complex. Gene Ontology annotation, molecular function: protein binding. The record is from RefSeq and is a predicted model, not a curated record.
CCUUUGUUGGCUGUCAGUCUAGUCAAAAAUAGACCCAACUACUGGCUGUGAAAACGAUAUUCCCCUCCUGACUCCGUAGCUCACAGCUCCAGCCGCUACAGUGAAUAGUCGAUAUCUUUUAAACAUGGAUUCCGCCACGGCAGCGAACAGCUUUCGACAUUUGUGCACGGAGAGCGAUUUUCCACCUCGGAGGCGACAACAAGUGAGCUAGCUGUCUGCACGCUCGCUCGCUCGCUCGCUCGCUCGCCGUCCUCUCCUCCUCGUACCUGUGUUGUCAGACAGGUUAGCAUAAGUCUCGGACAGGUGAACGUUGCAAAGUGAAACGGCUAACAGCGGAGCCGCUCGGCAGCUAACCUUAGCUAGCUUAGCUUUAUUUCUCGCCGUUUAGAAAGCGACACCAGUCUCGGUUGCAUAAGCUAAAACAUUUUUCAAGCCAUGGCCUGUAGUUUCCUAAACACGGAUGAGGCGUCUCCACCGGCUCUGACCGACCUGUGUCUGACCCAUGUGAGCCAGAACCUGGAGUGUUUCUGUGUGAAGCGUCCUGAUGGCUCCCUGUGCUUCAGGGAGGCCGUGCUCUUCCCUCAGGAGCUCGCAGACCAGCUGCUGGCUAAGAUGGCCACUGAAGGUCUGCUGAAUGACAGCACAGUGGGUGUAUUUCGGAACUGUGAAUACCUGCGGCUGAGACGAGCCUGCGUCCGUACAGCGCGAAUCUCUGCAGAGGCCUUCCAGAAAGCCCUCUGUCCUCACAGGCUGUUGGAGCUGGACGCUGCCAGGGUCAAUGCAGACCUCACUAUUCCUGAUAUUCUACAGGGACUGGCCACCAAUAAAUAUUGUCAGGAGUCCCUCCAGCGACUUGUCUUAACAGGUCUCACCAUGUCCUCUCUGGAGGAACCAAUCCGGUAUCGCUUCAGCUCCCUCCAGGGCCUCCGCUCCCUGUCUCUAGCCAACGUAGACUUCUAUGACUCUGGGCUUGUUGAUGUUUGUUCGCUGCCUCGGCUGGAGAGCCUCGAUCUUUCCAACACUUCAGUCACCAACCUGAGCCCACUGCUGGGCCUGAAGGAGCGGCUGCGCUCGCUAACGCUGCACCAGCUGAAGAGGCUGGAGAUGAGCACUGCUCAGCUGCUGGGAGUCAUAGGCCAGUUGGAUGUGUUGCAGCACCUGGACAUCAGUGAUGACAAGCAGUUUACCUCUGACGUGGCUCGUCAGCUGCUUGGACAGCCAGGGAUCCUGCCUGCUCUUGUUUCUUUGGAUGUCUCAGGGAGGAAACAGGUGACAGAUGCAGCUGUCAAGGCUUUUGUUGAGGAGAGGCCAGGGAUGACCUUUGUGGGACUUCUGGCCACAGAUGCUGGCUUUUCUGACUUCCUCUCUGGAGAAGGAAAUCUAAAGGUAACAGGAGAAGCUAAUGAGACCCAGAUCUGUGAGGCCCUGCGUCGCUACAGUGAGAGGGAAGGCUUUGUGAGAGAGGCUCUGUUCCAUCUCUUCAGCCUGACGCAUGUCAUGGAGAAACCCAGGCCCGACAUCCUCAAGCUGGUAGUUUUGGGUAUGAAGAAUCACCCUGCCACUCUGAAUGUCCAGCUGGCAGCCAGUGCCUGUGUGUUCAACCUGACAAAGCAGGACCUGGCAGCAGGAAUGCCAGUGCGACUGCUGAGCACCGUCACUCAGCUUCUGCUGGAGGCCAUGAGGACGUUCCCCAACCACCAACAGCUGCAGAAGAACUGCCUGCUGUCUCUGUGCAGCGAUCGCAUUUUGCAGGAGGUUCCAUUCAACAGGUUUGAAGCUGCCAAACUCGUGAUGCAGUGGCUUUGCAACCACGAAGACCAGAACAUGCAGAGGAUGGCUGUGGCGAUCAUUUCCAUACUGGCUGCUAAGUUGUCCACAGAGCAGACGGCUCAGCUGGGAGCAGAGCUGUUCAUCGUCAAGCAACUGCUCCACAUUGUGCGUCAGAAGGCUACUCAGGGCGUGGUGGACGCCACCCUCAAAUUCACACUGAGUGCACUGUGGAACCUCACUGAUGAAUCGCCAACAACCUGCCGCCAUUUCAUCGAGAACCAGGGCCUGGAUCUGUUUAUUAAAGUUCUAGAGUCCUUCCCCAGUGAGUCCUCGAUCCAGCAGAAGGUUCUCGGUCUGCUGAACAACAUAGCCGAGGUCGGAGAGCUUCAUGUGGAGCUGAUGGUGCAGGGCUUCUUGGACCACAUCAGCAACCUGCUGCACAGCCCAGAGGUGGAGGUCAGCUACUUCGCCGCGGGCAUCCUCGCACAUCUGACAUCACGAGGGGAGGCAGCCUGGACGCUCAGCCCUGAGCUUCGGUCCUCGCUGCUGGAGCAGCUGCAUGAUGUCAUUAUGCAGUGGCCCCCGCCUGAGUGUGAGAUGGUGGCCUACAGGUCAUUCAACCCCUUCUUUCCCCUACUGGAGUGCUUUCACACCCCUGGUGUCCAGCUGUGGGCAGCCUGGGCCAUGCAACAUGUCUGCAGCAAGAACGCCGCUCGCUACUGCAGCAUGUUGUUGGAGGAAGGCGGCCUGCAGCAGCUGGAGCUCGUGCAUACGCACCCACAGACCCACAAAGACGUCAAACUGUUGGCGAAGAGCAUUCUGGAGAGCCUGCAGCGCCACAGAGCCCGCACCGGCCAGCCUGCACAAACACAUGCAAGUCGCCGCCCGCCGCCACAAUAACCUCACAGAGAAAAUGAGGCUCCCUGACCAAGAGGAGGAAGUGAGCUGGGUCCCACCACAGAGGGGAUUUUGUAUGUGUGUGUGAGUGCAUACCCCACGCACAAACACACUUUAUCAAGAAUGCCGAAAACAUUUAAGGACAAAGACUUUGCAGUUCUUUGCACACACACUAACUUUAUUUAUUUUCUUUGUGUUUGUUUCAAAACAAAAAAAUGUUUCUGUGUGUGCUAAUGUCGCGAUAAAACAUUAAGUUAUGAGAACUGUCGAUCAGUUACGCUCAAAUCUCAACAGGAGGUUUGUUUCUGUGCUCGCUCUUGUUAGUCUGACAUCAUGAUGAUUUUCGUACCAAAAACAAAAACAGUUGUCAGUGCACAUGUACAAAUCUCAGUGUGGGAUUGAACCCCCCCAAAAGCUCCGCUGAGGAUCGACACCCUCCAGCUCCCGUAUGUUACUGAGGGCUCUGGUUGCCGAAUUGGUCGAUUAGCUUAUUAGAUAUACGCAUGAUGCUGCUGUGAGCUCAAGCAUGCUGGAGUUUGUGUGAACGCUUGUAAUGUUCAUUUUAGGAAUGCUUGCUUGUUUGUUUUGUAGCAGUGUUCUGUUCACUGACACCCAUGCCUCUGGGUCCUCAAUACUGCUGUUGCUCUCCUCUUUAUUUAGUCUUUUAUCAGCUAAUGCCUUUUGAUUUGAUGUGACAGGACACUUGCCCAGGGUGUGUUCAGUGGGUUCAAAUGUUCCAAACAUUAAAGAUGAAAACCUAAAGUAUAGAGAAGUUACAUGUCUUUGAGAAGCUCCAGUGCGUUUUCUUUUUUAAACGUUUGGCAGCCCUAAAUGUGUCGUAUCAGCGGCAAACCAGCAGUUCUGUAAAUCAGAAGAUCCAGAGUUCAAAUAAGCUGAAAUGAUACCGUCAAUUAUUUGAAAAACUACAUGUCCUCCUUGGACACAAAUGGCAAUAAGUGGUCAGUAUAGUCAUGAUGAAUGUACGUGUGUUUUGAGUCAGAGCUGUUUUCUCUUUGAGAAACUUGUGUAUGUAUCAGUAUGUUUGCUGUGCUUCCCUGUGCGUCUGAAAGACAGAGGCAGAGCUUCAGUGUGAGCAUGUGUAUGUACGUCUGUACAAGCAGGUGCAUCAUAAAGGCUGUGUGUCAUUUGUAAAUAAUAGGAAAUGAGAGAGAAAUAGGAAUUGUUUUUUUUUU